AUGGUUAUGGACGGUGCUGUUGGGAAAUCCGACCGUAAUGUUAAACGACGUGUGAAUUCGGCAAUUUGUGAAUGGAAGCGUGGGCGUAAUUCACCGGAGAAAGUGGAGUAUGCCUUUUGUAUUAUAUCCUGCUCCCCCAACCCGUGCAAGAACAACGGAGUCUGCUUGUCAAACCCCGGUGCCGAAUCUUAUUGCGAAUGUCCUGACCAGUUCGUGGGCGAGUACUGCCAGCACCUGAACCCGUGCCGCAACGCGCCGGGUCCUCGCUGCCAGAACGGCGGCACGUGCAACGUAAUCCUGGACGUGUCUGGGCCGCGGUUCAACUGCGAGUGCCCCGUCGGCUACCAGGCCUCCCUGUGCGAGAUCGCCGUCAAGAACGCGUGCGACUCCGACCCCUGCAUGAACGGCGCCACGUGCCAGCUCCUGACGCUCGACACCUACGUAUGCCAGUGCCCCUCCGGCUACCGCGGCGACCAGUGCGAGCUGGUGGACCACUGCGCCUCCAAGCCGUGCCGCAACGGUGCCACGUGCCACUCCCCGGGGAACACGUAUGUCUGCACGUGUCCGCCGGGCUUCACCGGACCCACCUGCACGACGGAUGUCAACGAAUGCAAGGAGCACCCCUGUCGCCACGGCACCUGCACCAACACCUUCGGAUCGUACACGUGUAACUGUGAGGUGGGCUACACCGGUGUCAACUGCGAGAGCCGCUACGUCCCCUGUGAACCCUCGCCGUGCCAGAAUGAUGGCACUUGCAUUGCCCAGGAUUCACUCUACUACAAGUGCCAAUGCCCCAAUGGCUUCAAAGGCAAGAACUGCGAGCAGAACAUUGACGACUGCCACAACCACCUGUGUCAGAAUGGCGCCACCUGUGUGGACGGCGUCAACACGUACACGUGUGCGUGUCCUCCUACGUUCACGGGCCCAUAUUGCAAGGACGACGUCGACGAGUGCGCUGUUAGGCCUACCAUUUGCAAGAACGGCGCCACGUGCACCAACACCCAGGGCGGGUUCUCGUGCAUCUGUGUGAACGGGUGGACGGGCGACGACUGCUCCGAGAACAUUGACGAUUGCACGGGGGCGGCCUGCUUCAACGGUGCAACUUGCAUAGAUCGCGUCGGCUCCUUCCUCUGCCAGUGCACGCCCGGGAAGACUGGCUUGCUGUGCCACCUGGACGACGCGUGUGCCAGCAGCCCGUGCCACCCCGGCUCCAUGUGCGACACCUCGCCCAUCGACGGAGGAUACAUCUGCACAUGCCCGCCCGGCUACAAGGGCGUCGACUGCACGCAGGACAUCGACGAGUGCCAGGAGGGCCUCCCGUGCGAGCACAAUGGCACCUGCGUCAACACACCGGGAUCGUUUAGGUGUGACUGCUCGAAGGGCUUCACGGGGCCGCGGUGCGAGAUCAACAUCAACGAGUGCGAGAGCAACCCGUGCCACAACCAGGGCACUUGUCUGGACGAGCGAGGCGCCUUCCGCUGCGUCUGCAUGCCGGGUGAGUCUUUGCUGUGGAUUCUAUGGGUCCGCCCGAGCCAACUGGGCGGGCCAUCUGCAUCCGCGCUGCGCAGGGUCUCUCUCUCGCGCCGCAUCCAUUUCCAUAGGCUUCUGCACGCCGCCGAUGUCGGAGAGGUGAACGCGCGGUCUUACAUAAGCGCAGGCAGGUGGCUCGGCAAUGCGGAGUGGCUGUAG
Penaeus indicus is the source of this 1689-nucleotide messenger RNA. RefSeq names its product neurogenic locus Notch protein-like. The record is from RefSeq and is a predicted model, not a curated record. Lineage: Eukaryota; Metazoa; Arthropoda; Malacostraca; Decapoda; Penaeidae. The transcript is spliced from 9 exons. Gene Ontology annotation, molecular function: calcium ion binding; Notch binding. Bases 1 to 1689 code for a protein of 562 amino acids.